Messenger RNA from Leucoraja erinaceus (little skate), 1715 nucleotides. It is a transcript of the gene ric3a, whose product is annotated as RIC3 acetylcholine receptor chaperone a. NCBI's taxonomy places the organism in Eukaryota, Metazoa, Chordata, Chondrichthyes, Rajiformes, Rajidae. The transcript has 6 exons. The record is from RefSeq and is a predicted model, not a curated record. Gene Ontology annotation, biological process: synaptic transmission, cholinergic; protein localization to cell surface. Gene Ontology annotation, cellular component: neuron projection; neuronal cell body; intracellular membrane-bounded organelle. Bases 154 to 1035 code for a protein of 293 amino acids.
AAGUGGCUGCGGGUCACGUGGCGGCAGGAGAAAAUCCCGCCCCCUGGUCGGUGGGACGAGUACGCGCACGCGCCCGGCGCGCUCCCGGGAGGCUGGCGAGCGAGCGCGCGCCCGCAGGUAAGACCCAGUCGACCUCCCAAUACACAGAAGCCAAUGGUUUCAAGGGCCAAGCCGCCAUGGCCGGCACAUCCUCACCCGCCCAAGUCCCAUCUGGCCGAUUCCAUUGCCAAAGCAAAGGGUGGAAAUGGUGGUGGGGGCAACAAAAGUUUCAUGGCUCAGAUCAUACCAGUGUAUGGAUUUGGAUUGCUUAUGUACAUUCUGUACAUCCUCUUUAAGAUCUCAUCCACGGGUAGCGGCCAGAGUCAUAAAACAAGGAGGAGGUGUGGGGGCAACCGGAGUGGAAGCGGGAAGUGUAAAAUUACUGAUUAUGAACUGGCUCAGCUUCAAGCAAAACUGAGAGAGACUGAAGUGGCCAUGAAGCAAAUAGCAUCGAAAAUGGGACAUGGAUCAGACAAGUUUCCAACUGACACCAGUGAACAGGAAGCAAAUCUACUGAGACAGUUGAAAGAAAUCACCAGAGUCAUAAAAGAGCAGAACAUUAUCGAAGGCAUUGGUCCCGAGAAAGAGCCAGACGAAUCUCAUUACAAGGAGCACUCUGACGGUUACGGCGGGGAGACAGAACAUUCUAGAUGCCGUUGCCGGCAUGACAGGAACUAUUCCAAGUCCAGUCAACGUUCUGCUGAGGAGCCAGAAACCAAACUAGAUCAGUGCUUGUUCAAUGAAACCGCAGAGAACAAAAUCGGACAAGAUGAGGACUCUGAGAGGGGUGCCCAGAUUGGGCGAGGGGUCGGUGGUGACGGGGAAGAUCUCCACCGUGACCCAGCCGUGACACCACAGGAAGAUGGGACUGCCAGCGGAGAGGACCACUGUCGUGUGGGUGACUCUCGCACGGAGCUUCACAUCAGUGAACCACAGCACGUGACCACAUACAGUACAGGAACACUACGAAAACGCAACAAGAUGGCAAUAGAAUAACGGGUAUGAAGCAGCAGUAGACAGGUAGCACAUCUCGGAAUAUAUUACUCAGUCUGUGUCAAAUAUUUCAGCUUUGGUACCUUCUCCAGAGCUGUCAGAAUUAUCUAGUUUGCCCUGAUUUUAAAAUCUAUUUUACUCAAUAGUUACUGAUAAUGGUUGUUCUAUGUACUUUGGUGUUUGCACUAUCAUAGUCUGCUCUAGUUAGAAGAAUUAUAAUUUAUUGUAUAUUUAUUUUUGUUGUGUCUCAUGUGCCUGUAACGCUGCAGCAAGUAAGAAUGUCAUUGUCCCAUUCAUAUCCGGUACUAAAGAGAGAUAAACAUAUGAUUCCAUGCAGACAUCGGCCAUGGUCUGUUCUGAACCCAGGCCCUGGAGCUGUGAGGCAGCAGCAUUGACCACUGAUAUCCCGGGUUAAACCACAUCCCAUUCUGCAAAUACCUGCAGGUUCCUCCAACCUUUGACCUUCACAGAUCCAGCAGGUCCAUUGUACCACCAGCCCACGUCCGCACUUCAUCCGGCCUGCCGAUUGGCCUUGUAAUGCCGCCCUCUAGACCUUGAUCACACCAUUCAACAUCAGCCUAUUGUCUCUCUGUCACGGACAUCAUCUUUUCAGGAGGUCUCCCUCCAGAGGUCCAGCCUUGUGGUGCCCUAACCUUGCACAGUAUAUUCCACCUUCUGGCCAA